AUGAAAUACGCCCACUACCCAUCGUACAGCCCUCGCGACUGGCAGGAUGCCAUGUACACCGACGCCAAUGUCGAUCCCGCCAGUUACCCCCUCCUCGCCGUCGGCUACCCGGCGCAACAAAACAUGGCGGCUCAGUAUCAACAUGAGCCGAUGUAUACCGCGGUCGAGCCCGAGUGGGCUCCAACCUCCUCCCAACUCCAGUUCGGCCACGCAAUGGCGGGGCCGUCUUACGUGGCCAGUGACGACGUCUACUUCCCUCGGCGGAUGCUGCCCGUUGGGGGAAUGUACUACCAGGCAGCUCCCAUCGCAUACGGCCCCGCGUAUGUCCAGGAAGGGCUAACGCGCCCAUACCGCUUACCAUACAUCGUACAGCCCAACUACGGUGCCGUACAGAUGUCGAGGCAGCCGGUCCCCAUCUCGCACGCACUGUGCAUGGCCACUGGCAGCAGAACGGGUGUGAGGUACGCACCCUAUGAACAGCGACCCAGGCCGGCCGCAGCGCGAUCAGAGGGCACUGUUGUGGGUGAAGCAGGUACCCACGAAGGCUUUGAGGGAUACACCCUCAGCCAGACAACAGAUACAUCAAGACUGUCCGAUCGCAGGAAUGAUCCCGCGAACGGACAGAGUCCCGAGGCUGUACAGUCGUCGGGCGGAGGGCGGACCCGCCGACAGGCCACUAUGCGGGCGCCCAAGAUGGACGAGAGGCAGACCCCGUACUUGAGCACGGAGCGGAACUGCCACAACUGUAGGAAGGGGUAUGGGCGGGAAUACGAGCUCAAGCGGCACUGUAGCACCACGAGAUCUCACGUGGAAGCGUCGCUGAAGUGCGACCAGUGCAAGAACAGCGGCACGUUCAGCCGGCCGGACGCGCUCCUCACUCACAAGCGGGCAUUCCACGGGUGGCCCUGA
Messenger RNA from Heterobasidion irregulare TC 32-1, 909 nucleotides. RefSeq lists its product as uncharacterized. NCBI's taxonomy places the organism in Eukaryota, Fungi, Basidiomycota, Agaricomycetes, Russulales, Bondarzewiaceae. The transcript is spliced from 3 exons. The record is from RefSeq and is a predicted model, not a curated record. Bases 1 to 909 code for a protein of 302 amino acids.